This is a messenger RNA of Closterium sp. Yama58-4, 651 nucleotides long. Lineage: Eukaryota; Viridiplantae; Streptophyta; Zygnematophyceae; Desmidiales; Closteriaceae. The record is from the annotation of a GenBank genome assembly.
AUGGCUCUUCCACAUUCCUUGGGGUUCCUUACGGCGAUGAAGGAGUUGAAAGUGGUUGAGCGCUCUAAUCUCGAGAACCUCCCCGAGUCCAUAUCCGCCAUGGGAGCUCUCACAAGCCUCAUUCUUGACGGCGGCUAUUUUUCCAGCGUGCCCGAAGACAUCGGGCAGCUCCAAACCUUGGUUACUGUGAAGCUGUUUUCCAUACGCCUUCUUCACCUGCCUGACUCGUUUGGGCAGCUGGGGCAGCUGAAAGAGCUGACCAUAUACGAGUGCUACGACCUAUUCGAGCUUCCUGCAUCCUUCACCAACCUCUCUUCACUGGAAUCGCUACUUAUCUAUGGUGGAUCCUCGCUCACAUACCUGCCUUUGGGUUUUGAGAAGCUGACGAAGCUACGCCGACUAGAGCUGCUAAACUGCGCCAUGCUGUACCUGCCUGAUGGGUUCGGGGAGCUGCCAAAUAUGGAGAUUCUCAAAAUUCAAACUUCGGACACGUACAAAAGAGUCGGCGUUAAUUUCGAACCUGCCCCACGGCCCGCUCAUCUGGGGUAUGAGAGCGAAGGUGAGGAGUUUCAACUGGACGGAUCCUGCUCCCUGCGUCGCUUUCCUGGGACUUUCAGCUUGCUCCUAGAGCCUAGAGCAGCUGAUCAUUGA